Messenger RNA from Alternaria incomplexa, 2034 nucleotides. RefSeq lists its product as uncharacterized. Gene Ontology annotation, cellular component: plasma membrane. Lineage: Eukaryota; Fungi; Ascomycota; Dothideomycetes; Pleosporales; Pleosporaceae. The transcript has 5 exons. The coding region runs from base 1 to 2034 and encodes 677 amino acids. The record is from RefSeq and is a predicted model, not a curated record. Gene Ontology annotation, biological process: urea transmembrane transport; putrescine transport; spermidine transport. Gene Ontology annotation, molecular function: putrescine transmembrane transporter activity; spermidine transmembrane transporter activity; urea transmembrane transporter activity.
AUGAGUACACCUCCGCCGCUAAGCCAAGGCUUUGGCUAUGGCAUUGUGAUCGGUCUAGGCUUUGCCUUCUCCUUCGGUAUGAUCUUGACGACAUUCGUACUGAAGAGAUACAACUAUGAACUCCAAACCUCUGAGAUGUUCUCGACAGCUGGUCGUACAGUAAAAUCAGGACUUGUCGCGUCAGCCGUAGUAUCAUCUUGGACAUGGGCGGCAACACUUCUCCAAUCGAGCGCAGUCGCCUACCGGUAUGGAGUAUCUGGCCCCUUCUGGUACGCCUCGGGAGCGACUGUGCAGAUCAUCUUAUUUGCUACGAUUGCUAUCGAGCUGAAACGAAGAGCACCUAAUGCACAUACCUUCCUUGAGGUUAUUCGAGCCAGAUACGGUCCAGUCACGCACGUCGUUUUCAUGGUCUUUGGUCUCUUUACCAACAUCCUUGUCACUUCGAUGUUGUUGACUGGAGGCUCCGCUGUUGUGACUUCGCUCACCGGCAUGCCAACUGCUGCUGCUUGCUUCCUGUUACCUGUUGGUGUAGUUCUUUACACCAUGUUUGGAGGCAUCAAGGCCACUUUCUUGACUGACUAUGCACACACUGUUGUCAUUCUGAUCAUCCUCUUGAUGUUUGCCUUCACCGCAUAUGCGACCAACGAGAAUCUCGGAAGCCCUGGGAAAGUCUUCGAUCUACUGGUACAAGCCGCAUCGGAUCACCCAGUCGAAGGGAACGCCGGAGGCUCUUACCUAACCAUGCGAUCGAAAGAAGGUGCAAUCUUCUUCGUGAUCAACAUCGUGGGCAACUUUGGUACUGUGUUCUGCGACAACGGAUAUUAUAACAAAGCCAUCGCUGCCAGCCCCGUCGAUGCUCUUCCCGGAUAUAUCAUUGGUGGUCUGUCCUGGUUCGCGAUUCCAUGGCUAGCCGCUACCACGAUGGGUCUCAGCGCGAUCGCCCUGGAGAACAACCCUGUUUUCCCCGGCUAUCCUAACCGCAUGGCUGAUGCUGAUGUGACGGCUGGGCUUGUGUUGCCCACGGCCGCUGUUGCCCUGAUGGGUUCGGGAGGAGCGGCUGCAGUUCUGCUUCUCGUCUUCAUGGCUGUGACCAGCGCCAUGUCUGCUGAGCUGAUUGCCGUUUCUUCCAUUUUCACCUAUGACUUCUACCAGACUUAUGUCAACCCUAAAGCUACAGGGAAACAACUCAUCUACAUGUCUCACACCAUGGUUGUCGGCUUCGCUGUCGCAAUGGCAGCCUGGAGUACAGGGCUUUACUACAUCGGCAUCAGCAUGGGCUACCUAUAUCUCCUCAUGGGCGUCAUAAUCUCGUCCGCUGUCCUGCCCGCCACUCUAACGCUGAUGUGGUCGAAGAUGAACUGGGUCGCAGCAACCUUCACACCACCUCUCGGCUUCGCCUGCUCCCUUAUUGCUUGGCUCGUCACCGCACAGAAAGAGAGUGGAGAACUCACUGUGCUCACUACCGGCGCCAACAACCCUAUGCUAGCAGGAAACGUUGUCGCCCUCCUCUCUCCCAUUGUUUUCAUCCCCGUCUUCACGUACGCUUUCGGACCCCAGAACUACGAUUGGCAGAGCAUGAAGGCUAUCCGCAGGGGUGACGACCACGAUCUUGCUCUUGCCGCGAACGUCGAUCUAGAACGGAUCCCCGGUGAACAACGACGAGCUAUCGAAGCUGACGAAGAGGAACAAGCCAAAUUACUCAAAGCAUCGCGUAUUGCGCGCUGGCUCACGCUCUUCAUGGCGAUAUCUUUCCUUGUGCUGUGGCCCAUGCCCAUGUACGGUUCUUCGUAUAUUUUCAGCAAGAAGUUCUUCACUGGAUGGGUUGUUGUGGGUAUUUUGUGGAUGUUCUGCUCGUGCUUCGCAGUAGGGUUAUAUCCGCUUUGGGAGGGGAGAAAAACAAGUGUCAGGACAUUCAAGUCGAUAUACAUGGACAUCACGGGGAGGAAGAAGCCGGGUAAGGGGCCGAUGGUUGUGGAGGGUGAAGGCACGGAUACACCUCCGGAGGCUAUGGAUGAGAAGAUGGUGGAGAAAUGA